Messenger RNA from Pyrenophora tritici-repentis Pt-1C-BFP, 474 nucleotides. RefSeq lists its product as uncharacterized. Lineage: Eukaryota; Fungi; Ascomycota; Dothideomycetes; Pleosporales; Pleosporaceae. The record is from RefSeq and is a predicted model, not a curated record.
AUGUCUGUCUUUCCCAAUGGCUACAAUGCUUCGGUCUUGGUCAUCCCCGCCUACUUCAUCCUCUCGUUCUUGCCUCAUGCACUGGCCUUGUACGUUGCUACUCAGGGCAAGCUCCUCACCUGGGAUAACCGUAAUCCGCGCUCGAGCGACAUGAAGGCCCAGCUGAAGCAGCGCAUUCCUGCCAAGACAUAUGCAACGUACGAGCGUCUGGAGGCGUGCCAUGCCAACGGGAUGGAGAACCUUUCUCUUUUUCUCGGAGCGGUCGUCCUGGGCAACAUGGCUGGGCUGGAGGAGGCUGAGCUCACGCAGUUUGUCGCCGCUUUCCUGGCUGUUCGGGUUGCGUAUACUAUCGCCUACAUGACAACUUCUACUCAGAUGCCCACGCUCGCUCGCAGUGGACUCUGGAUUACGGGCGUGUGGAUGUGCUUCCGUACCAUAAUCCGGGCAGCGGCAGCCAUGGACACCAAGGCUUAG